Aspergillus calidoustus is the source of this 1308-nucleotide messenger RNA. NCBI's taxonomy places the organism in Eukaryota, Fungi, Ascomycota, Eurotiomycetes, Eurotiales, Aspergillaceae. The record is from the annotation of a GenBank genome assembly.
AUGGAUCUCGCAAACACACUCAUCCGAACGGUGGUCCGCGCCUUCUACGAGACACGCCAUAUUUUGGUGAUCGAUGCGCUCUUUAUCCACUCGGUACUCCACGCGGAGGAUCUUGCAUUCCUGCUUGGGAUGCAGCAAAAAGACCUGCGCAAACUGUGCGCCAAGUUGCGCGAGGAUCGUCUCAUAGCAGUCAACACACGAGCUGAAAUCCGAGAUGGAUCGACCCGUCCAGUCAACCGCGAAUACUACUACAUCCCGCUGCACCCCGUCGUUGACGCGAUCAAGUACAAAGUCUCGAAGUUGACCUCCACGAUCAAGCUGCAAUACACACCGAGUCAAGAGCGGAAGGAAUACAUCUGUUUGCGAUGUGGAGCCGAGUGGACGGAGCUAGAUGUUCUGAGUCUCUACUCAGACGAAGGCUUCGAGUGCCAGAACUGUGGGGCUAUUCUCGAGCGCACGGAGGACGUCAAAGGCAGCGAAGGCAUCGACCGCACCGGUCACGAGAAGAACAGCAAGCUCAUGGCGCAGCUCGAUAAGAUGCUUAAACUGCUCAAGCAGAUCGACUCCGUGGAAAUUCCGCCCAACGACUUUGACACCGCCUGGGACCACAAGGUCGACGUCAUCCGCAACCAGCACACCAACCCGACCAGGGCAGCGAUUGUCGUACAGUCCAAGAAGCAGGAAGCCGUCCGCGGCAACCUCAAGACCGACGCUGCCGCUCUAGAGAUCUCGUUGACAUCUACGGAAGAGAAGACCGCCGCUGAACAAAAGGAGGAAGCCGCGCGUAAAGCCGCUCUAGAGAAACAAAACGCUCUCCCCGUUUGGCACACACACUCUACAGUCACCACCACCGCCGGAAAUGUCGGCGCCGUCAAGUCCGGCUCGGACCUCAAAAUCAAGCCGGAGAUCAAGGAGGAAGACCAGAAACCCAAUCUCGCGGAUCUCGACGACAAAGUCGCUGCAUACUACGCAGAGAUGGAGCGCGAGAAAGCACUCCAAGCCCAGGCAGAUGCUAGCAGCGCGGAAGACGACUCCGACGACUUCGACGAGUUCGAAGACGUCGGCGGUGUCUCUGCAAGCGAUACCGCCUCCCCGGCUGUUGGUGGCCUAUCCAAUGGACCUACCAGCGCACCCAUCAGUAUCAAGCGUGAGCUGGAUAGUGAAUCCGGCUCCAGCGCCCCUCAAACAGCAACGGGGACCCCAUCGACUCCGGCGGAUGAGGGACCAGCGGCUAAGAGGAUCAAAACGGAGCCUGAUAUCAAGAGAGAGGAAUCUGACGAAGAUGAUGAGGAGUUUGAGGAUGUUUGA